This is a messenger RNA of Naegleria fowleri, 2133 nucleotides long. RefSeq lists its product as uncharacterized. The transcript has a single exon. NCBI's taxonomy places the organism in Eukaryota, Heterolobosea, Eutetramitea, Acrasida, Naegleriidae. The record is from RefSeq and is a predicted model, not a curated record. The coding region runs from base 1 to 2133 and encodes 710 amino acids.
AUGCUUUCCAAAUCUCCCAAAACACCAAACAACACCUUUCUGAGCAAAAUUCUCUCCAAUUUGUCCCCCAAUUCAACAAUUCCUUCUUCUGUAAAUACAAUACCCAGCAACACGAGUAGCAAACAUUCGUCAUCAUCAUCGUGGUCCACCUUGUUUGGUUCCUGUGUCAUUCUGCCUCUUCAUUGUCUCUUGUUGCAUCCUUCGGUACAUCUUUCCUCCUCACUUCUAAAUUUGGAAAUUCACGACAAGAAAAAUGAAAGUGGUGAUCAUUGUUCAUCAUCAACGUCCUCUUCAUCCUCGUCAGCCUCAUCCUCCUCUUCUCACUCUUCCUUAUUAUUACAACCAUCCAGUAAUAAUAAUGAAAGAAGAAAAUCCAUCCAUGGCGGAUCUGCUGCUGCCAUGAUGAUUCCACCACCACACGAAUCUCGUUCAGAAUUAACUGCCGUUUCCUCCGAGGGCCAGCUUGUCAAAAAGAGGCUUUCUGUGAAUCGUCGUCCUUUCCAAAGUCGUUCUGUACCUAACCAACAUCAUCAUCAUUACAAUGAUCACUCAGAUGAAUCUGUGGGGAAUCGCACAAUGAGUAAUAGCUCUUCAUCCUCUUCAGAAAAUGAUAACAUUUCUUCAACUUCGUCAUCGGCAUCUCCUCGCACCUCUCCUCAGAAGGCGAAGAAACAAGAGAUGAAAUUGGAAGAUUGUGGGAACGUGGAAUUCUUGAGAAGACGAUUUAUUGAAUAUAUUGAAGGUCAUGAUUCUAUGAAUGUCAAAUCUCCUGAAAUCAAAUUGUGGUUUUUAGAUCUGUUUUAUGAGACGACAAGGCGAAACUGCAAACAUCCAUUAAGGAAAUGUAUCGACGUUUUAGUGUUAUUGGAAGAAUUUUGUAAAAAUUAUAUCACUUAUUUGCAACUGCAGAAUGAUUUUCAUAUUGCAUUUGGAACGAUUGAGGAAUUAAGAAGAACAGGCUGUGACUGCCCCUUUCUGACCUACUUGUCGCAUCAUGGAAGUCCGUUUAAAGGAGUGAAUCAUGAAACUCUUGAAGAGUUUUUAUGCAAUUCUUUGAUUGUUUUAAACUCGCAGGUUAUUCGGUAUGGAAACAGUGAAAAUUCAGAAGAAUUGAACGCUCACAACCAAACUCUCGAGUCAUGCCUGAGGGAUAUAGGUGCCAUUUGUGACAUGUUCUACAUUGAAUUGGACGACAUGUUUUCGUAUUUUCAAGCUGUGAAAUCGAAUCGAGAGUUAAUGGCCGAAUGGCUCAAAAAGGGCAUCGAAAAUCAAACCAUUCCAAAACAUGUGAUCGAAUUAUAUCGAAAGAAACUACAAGAGGAUGAGAAAGCUUUAGAAACAUUCCAGUUUCAUCAAGAUGAUUUCAAUGCCAAAAGUAUCAUUGAUAAGGAUUGGGAAUUUUCGAAGUAUUUCACCAAAAAUACCAUCUCAUCCGAUUGGUAUCUUACAUGCAAAGAAUUUCCCAAAUACAUUCAAUGGUCAACAAAAUCUUCAUAUUCAAACAAUGACUGGGAUCUGAGAGGUCGAUCUAAGCUCAUUGCCAAUUUAGAUUAUUCCAUCGAAGAUGUGGUGAAAUCAUAUAAUACGGACAAGCAUUUGGCAUCUUCGUUUUCUAAUGUGAAAUUUGAUGAAUAUUUUCCAAUCGUUGAAUCCAGUUCUUUACACAAAUAUCCUUCGGGUGUGAUGAGCUCCACAUUGGACUUGGGAAAAUUAGUCAAAAAGAGAAAAGUCAAAGUCAUCUUUUCGACCAAAACAAAAUUUGUGGGGGAUGAGUUGACCGAAUUUACUCUCUUCUACAAAUCGUGUGAACUUGAUAAAACUGCCAAUGAUGACAUUAAAGUUACUGUGAUUGGCACAAGAGUGUUCACACGCCUCGACAAGACUCGAACACGCUUCAGUCAAGUUCGAAUGGGCAAUUUGGGAGGAUUUCUCAAUUCUUCUCUCAUUAUUCGAAACAAAUUAGCGUUGAGAAAAAUUGCGAACGAGGAAUAUGAAAAAUUGAUGGAAAUGAUUGAAGAAGCGAAAAAAGAUGGAUUUCCCCUACCACCCUUAGAAAAUAAUUAUUUGAUGAGAGUGUGGUGCCAAUAUUGUAAACAUUAUUGCGGUGUGGAUAUUCGAGACAAAUUAAAGUGA